AGCCCUUUUGGCUCAAGCCCUCAAGGGGGGGCAGGGGAGAGGGGGCGCGCGGGGCGGGGCGGCGCGCGCGUGCGCCGGGGUCCCGCCGUCGUCGAGAGGCUCCUCGCCCAGCGAGCGAGGCCAUGGGGGGCGGCGCGUCCAAGAGGGACGGCCGCGGGCCUCCGGGCGGCACGCCGCCGGAGAGCAAGGCGGAGGCCCAGCGGCCAGCGCCCCAGCGCCUGCCCAGCCCGGAGCUCGUGGACGUGCAACCGGCGCCCAGCAAGCAGCCCGAGGUCUUUCGCGACAGGAACCUGCAGGCUCAAGUGGACAGAGUCAUCGACUGGGAGUCCAUCAACGGGCCCGCUCUCAGAAGGGCACUGCCGAUGCUCCUGGAGCUCGAGCGCGACCGGCGGUGCGACCACUGGAUGUGGCGGCCCAUCCACUACGCCGCGCUGCACGGCCUGGCGGACGCGAUGCAGCCCCUUGUAGAGAUGGGGGCCGCCGUCGACGCGCGGACUGGCGGGCAUGCUCCGGCGGGCAAGGCGCUGUCCAGGUCCACGUUCAACUUCUGCGCCGAGGUCGAGUGCGACGGCCAGGGCGUGAUCGUCGAGGAGGUGGACGGGGACGGCCUCACCGUAGCGAGGCCUCCGUCUAUGCAGAGGAGGAGGGUCCCCAUGAGCAGCUGCGUGUGCACCGGCUACACCCAGGUUCAGCACUCCACGCACACGCGGCACUUCGGCUACGCCACCGCUCUGCACAUCGCCAUAGAGUACCAGCACAUCGGCGCCAUACAGGCCCUGCUGGCGCUGCAGGCGGACCCCAACACCUCCUGGAAUGACGAGCGCGACAUGCCCCUCCACAAGGCCAUCCAGCAGGGGCACACCGAGGCGGUCGGCGCCCUGCUCACGCACAAGGCGGACCCCAACGCCGAGUGCUGCUGGGGGCACUUCCCCCUGGCCACGGCGGCGCUCUGCGCCCAGGAGCCGUCGCGGGCGGUGGCCAAGAUGCUGCUCGAGGCCGGCGCCCGGCGCGGAGUCACGGACAAGUCGGGCAAGACGGCGGCGCAGCUGGCCAGGGAGCUGGGCCACGAGGCGUUUGCCGAGACGGUGGAGAGCUACCAGGUCACCGGCAGCGGCGCCGCGGCGGUCCAGCUGGGCCAGCUCGGGGCCUUGCCGGCCGCAGCCGCCGCGGUCGAAGGGCGCGGCGGAGCCACGGCCGACCUGCCGCCACAGAGCGCUGCGGGCCUGCCGCCAGAGCCGCCACCGGGGCCGCCGCCCCCGGGGCCGCCCUCGGGAGGCGCCGCCCACCUGAGGGAGCUGCUGUGAGCGACCUGCCUGCCUGCUCGAUCGCGCCCUCCGGUGCUCUGCGUCUGCGAAGACGUCUUCUCACAAUCCUUGGUCUAGCGACCGACAAUGAAUGCAAGUGCUCUUCCUUUGCGCCCGACAGGGCUGGAGCAAUGCGACUGGCAGUGAGCGCCUUUCAUACUUAAAGCAAUGCGAAGGCCAUGGUGACCCAUGACCCAUGGACUGACACUGCACCUGGCCCAGCUGCAAACAACUCAUUCCUUGUCCUUAUAAAUGAUUCACUGCGUGGAGCUCCCCAUACGUGCAUCUCUUUGCAUUGGCAUUUCCGCAGUGAAUGUCUAGGCGCAAGAAACUUCGAAAAUGAACGAGCUUGGAUAUUGACAGCCUGGGAGAGAGUCUAACUGUGAAUGACUUUGAGUGUGUAUGAGCCCCAGUAGUACGAAUGAGUCUAUGCGCGUGAGCCUGCGCAUGGCUAAGUUUAGGGUGAGAG
Messenger RNA from Prorocentrum cordatum, 1773 nucleotides. NCBI's taxonomy places the organism in Eukaryota, Dinophyceae, Prorocentrales, Prorocentraceae. The record is from the annotation of a GenBank genome assembly.